Hordeum vulgare subsp. vulgare (domesticated barley) is the source of this 1940-nucleotide messenger RNA. Its product is annotated as mucin-1-like. The coding region runs from base 171 to 1412 and encodes 413 amino acids. NCBI's taxonomy places the organism in Eukaryota, Viridiplantae, Streptophyta, Magnoliopsida, Poales, Poaceae. The transcript has 4 exons. The record is from RefSeq and is a predicted model, not a curated record.
AGAAAAAAGAAAAAAAAAAGCUCCAGUCUCCACUCUCUCCAGCAAGCCUCAGCUACUCUCCCCCUCCCCGCCGAUAAACCCUAGCCAGCUCCCCCCCGGACCCGCCGACCUCUCCCCGACGCCGCCGCGCUGUCCACCAGGUUGACUGGCUGCAGUUCUGCAGAGGCACCAUGCCUGCUAGUGACAACCCACAUUCGAUCUCGGAGAAAAAGGCAGCACCGAGGGAGUCACCUAAGCAACCCAAGAAUGAUGUUAAUCAGCAGGCCAGAGCUUCUACAUUUCCUAAAGACAAAGUUGCUGAGACCGUUGGCAUCAAGAGGCCGCAACCUAAUGCCCCCCUGAGUCUAACCAACAAUCAUGUGCCAGGGAAUCCCGGGGCAAAUGGCCAUCUUGUGUAUGUGCGUAGGAAGCUUGAAACAGACCAAAACAAAGGAGGCGCAUCUGCUGGUGCAGAGAGUGCCACUGCUCUAAGCUCAAACAAACCUGCUACUGGUGGACCGCAGGAACAAAGUUUGAAGCUUCAGAACAGUGCACCUCAUGCUCAAUCAGCUCCUGUUUCCACAUCUCCUGCUGCCGUCAAUGCGUCUCAUGCUCAAUCAGCUCCUGUUUCCGCUUCUCCUGCUGCAGCUGCUGCUACCCUCAAUGUGCCUCAUACUCAAUCAGCUCCUGUUUCCAUGCGUCCUCCUGCUGCUACUGCCCCUGCUUCGCACCCUACAAGUUUGCCGGCUCACCUUUCUCUUGCGAAACAGUCUCCAGGAGGAGUGGUUGCUGCUACUGCCCCUGCUUCGCACCCUACAAGUUUGCCAGCUCAUCUUUCUCUUGCGAAACAGUCUCCAGGAGGAGUGGUUGCUGCUACUGCCCCGGCACUGCACCCUGCAACUUUGCCAGCUCACCUUUCUCUUGCGAAACAAUCUCCACGGAUGGCUACUGCCCAACCAAGUGUUGUUGUGACUGCUAGUCCACAGCACCGCAGUGUUGUGUCUACUGCCAUGCCUCAGAACUUUACGGUUGCUAAUACGUCACCUUGUAAAGUCGUGGCUACUAGUACAGCACCUCGUGAUGCUGUGGCUACUGCUACGACACGUAACCCGACUGAUUCCCAAAGAUCAGGGGAUCAAGAUUGGAAAGCGAGGUUUAUUCGGCUGCAGGCAUUCCUGAGAAAUAAUGAGCAAUCAGAGCAGGAAGAAUACAUCCGCACGCUCCAGUCUUUGUCACCUGCUGGCCGGAGCAAGCAUGCCAUUGAGCUGGAGAAACGAGCAGUCAAUCUCUUGAUCGAAGAAGGAAAGGAGCUGCAAAAGAUGAAAUCUCUGAAUGUACUCGGGAAGCUUCCGCCAACCGACCAUCCAUCACUUCCAACUCAGACCACUUUCGGCAUGCGUCUGCCGUUCCAGCCAUUCCCAGCCCGCCGCUGAAGAGCAAAAAAAACCAGACAUGUCACCGCAUAAGGAGUGUUCUGAAGCUUUUAUGAAAUCUCUGAAUGUACUCGGGAAGCUUCCGCCAACCGACCAUCCAUCACUUCCAACUCAGAUCACUUUCGGCAUGCGUCUGCCGUUCCAGCCAUUCCCAGCCCGCCGCUGAAGAGCAAAAAAAACCAGACAUGUCACCGCAUAAGGAUUGUUCUGAAGCUUUCUCAUGACGAAAUCUUGCCACCCGAGUGCUGCAACAUGGUCAGCAUGUUUUUGCAUGUGUGAGAAUAAUCCUUUCAUGCAUAUCUCCAAGACUUGAUGCUAGCUGAACAGACAGGCCCUGUCAUGGUGCCGAGAGCGCAUAAUAGCGGCGCACCUUGCCUGAACUUUGAUGGAUCUAAUCUACUGUAACCAUGAACCCCAUAGGUAGGUAAGACAACUGCUGUUGAACAUGGGGCAUGUGGUUCACAGUCUCCCCUAAUCUCUGACCAGCAUAUUCAACGGGUUGCACUGACGUAGGCUGUGCCAGUAUUA